AACUAACAGUUACUCCUUCCACCUACGAUUCGAAGUUCUUUUUCCAGACCAAAGUCUUCUCGCUCUCAUUCUUUGGUUACUUAGGAUCUGAGAAGCUUCAUCUCCAAAUUUUACACAGUUCUUUGAGCCAAUUCAGCAAGUUUCAUGGGUUUGUCGUCUAUUGGCACUGCUAGUGAAGGCAUGCAACUCUGUAUAUUUGAUUUGAGAAGAGGCCAACACGAAGGCCAAGAACUUGACAAAAUUUUAGUCUUCUUUCCUGCUGAUUUACCCUUUUCAAAUCAACUCUCCGUGAUUGGGCUCAGCGAAGGGCUCAUUACAUUCACGCGAAUUUUCUCUCCGGAGGCUGCUUGCGAGGUCAUAGAAGCAGAGAAGCACUCUCAUGUCUUUUACGAGGCAGAGCCAGAUAUCUGGAUGGUUAUGAUAGUGGAGAAAAGUAAGGAGGACGAAGCCAUAUGGAGGAUUGAUGCAUUAAGAGAGGUUCUUAAGGAAAUUCACUCACUUUUCAUGAUGUUUCAUGGAUCUAUUAGAGCAUUGCUUGAAAAAGAGCCCGGUGGAGGACUAACUCGUGCACUAUUAUACCCUUUCAUCAUGGAUUAUCUAAGAGCAUGUCAAAAGCGGUCUCUCUGGGAUAAGUGCUGCUGGGAUUUUCUGGUUGGGAAGAAACUCCAGUUGCCAUCAUUCCGUGACUGCUUAAAGGAACGAAGGACUGUACAGAUGCUAACUGUAGGUCGAGAGGCUGCAAUUGAAGUUCAGACACUUGUCAGAAUAUUAGAAUCUUCUGCUGGCAAUAUGCCAUGCUUCUCGCUCAUUUUAUUUCAAGACCUGCUUGUGUCCACAACACUUUCUCCGGAGGAUACCAUAAACAUGUUCACAUAUGCGGUUUUAAGGCUUACCCCGCUUGCUCUAUCCUCUGGAGCAAAGUCAUGGUCCUAUUUACGGAAAGGAAAUUCUUCAUCACAUGUUUCUACUGGUUCUGCUUCAGAACAAUUUUAUGGUUCACACGAUGCUUCUCAUGCUGGAAAUGAUAGAUAUCGUGUUACAAGGCCCUUGCAGCAUGACAAGUGGUUCAAAGGGAAAGACGGUUUUCUUGUCACUGAUAUUUGGGGUGGGGACAUCGGUAGCUUGAAUGUAACUACUCCAACAGUUUGGCUACGGCAGACAGAGGAGAGGAUGUAUCUCUGUGCUUAUCAGUACAAAAGCCUUACGUUAAUCCUUCUGAUCCCUCUCUCUUCUAUCCUUAAUGGGGACCAAGGUGUUUCAAUUGUGAAACAACAACUUCUUGAAAAUGCCUCACUGAAGAUUUUGAAAGUUGAAGAAAAGUUGUCUAAGGGAUGGGGUGGAGAGAAUGCUUAUCAUGUCAGUGGUUAUCGUUACUUGUUAGUGGAUGGUAGCAGAGACAUAUCCAGGGCUUCACCCCCAGCUAAGGUUACAACGUUAGCAAAGGAAUCUUUACUUGCCUUAAAUAGGCUUAGAGAAGAAGUAGAUGCUGAAAAGAGUCGAGCAAAAUGGGAAAAUCCAGGUCACGAAAAAGAUUUGGAAGUGUGCAUUAGAGCGAAAAAUAAUGCCUGGGCCAUUGCCCGCAUUACCGGCGGAAAGGAGCUUUAUAUGGUUCUGGAGAAAGCUAAUGAAACUCUCCUCUAUGCAUCUGAUGCUGUUGAGAAAUUCAGUAACAGAUAUUGCAGUGGAGCAUUUUCUUUGGACUAGUUAAGAAAAAUUGCAGUGGAAUCCAUAUCUUAUUAGUAUAGCAAUAAUGAAGUAUUUUUGUGCUCAGACAAAACACUAGCUCGGAUGAGACCCUAUCAGGUGUUACAAGGUUCCUCUCAGUUUCACUACUGAACUUUGUGUGGCAUAAAAUACAAAAAGAAAUAAAACUUAUCUUCCAUCAGCUGUAUGCAAAAAUGCAAUUUGUGAUUUGAUGCGUGUAACGAUGUCUGUUGAUUUAUUUAUUUUGCUCCAGUGCCUUCAUUUGUGUUC
Messenger RNA from Hibiscus syriacus, 1974 nucleotides. RefSeq names its product vacuolar fusion protein CCZ1 homolog B-like. NCBI's taxonomy places the organism in Eukaryota, Viridiplantae, Streptophyta, Magnoliopsida, Malvales, Malvaceae. The transcript is spliced from 11 exons. The record is from RefSeq and is a predicted model, not a curated record. The coding region runs from base 145 to 1704 and encodes 519 amino acids. Gene Ontology annotation, biological process: vesicle-mediated transport. Gene Ontology annotation, cellular component: Mon1-Ccz1 complex; intracellular membrane-bounded organelle.